Molecule: messenger RNA, 1043 nt
Organism: Centruroides sculpturatus (bark scorpion)
Lineage: Eukaryota; Metazoa; Arthropoda; Arachnida; Scorpiones; Buthidae
Product: tankyrase-2-like
Exons: 3
Coding region: 48-455 (135 amino acids)
Biological process (GO): regulation of gene expression
Cellular component (GO): nucleus
Molecular function (GO): protein binding
Source: RefSeq, a predicted model, not a curated record
AUAAUUGAUAUACUGUUUGUUUUUAGCAUGGAGCAAAUGUGAAUGCAAUGGAUCUUUGGCAAUUUACACCAUUACAUGAAGCAGCUUCAAAAUCUAGAGUAGAAGUAUGUUCAUUAUUGCUUAGUCAUGGUGCUGAUCCUACUCUAUUGAAUUGUCAUUCCAAAAGUGCAAUUGAUGUUGCACCUACAAGAGAAUUGCAGGAUAGAUUAUCAUAUGAAUUUAAAGGUCAUUGUCUAUUAGAAGCAUCACGUCAAGCUGAUCCAGCCAGAGUAAAAAAAUACCUCACUGUAGAAACAGUUAAUUUCAAACAUCCUUUCACUGGUGAUACUGCUUUACAUUGUGGAAUAAGUUCACCUUAUCCAAAAAGAAAACAAGUAACUGAAGCAUUAAUUAGGAAAGGAGCUAAUCUGAAUGAAAAGAAUAAAGAGUAUGUAUUUAUUAUGUUUAUUUUUUAAUUAAAAUGUACUGAACAAUUAUUAAUUGACAGAUGAUAAUCAUACUAUGUGAUCAUAUAUUCUUUCCACACCACAAAAAAACUCAUUUUGAAACUCAUUUCAUAUUAAAAACUUAAGUUUUUAUUAUAAAAGUCACAAAGAAUGUCCAACAUUGCCAGGGAACUUAGGGAGAGGGUUGAUUUGCUCUUGUUAUAAGGUAGUGUAUGUUUCCCUUAGGGCAACAGAGAGUAACUACACAAAAUUUGGUCCAAGUCAGUCAAAGGCUUUGGAAGUUUGUGGGGAUGAAAUCAUGGAAGGGGUGAGAGUCCAAGUUUUAAAGUAGCAUAUAUUUUUUGGAGGAUUAUAGAAUGUAAUGACAGAAUCAGAGAGGAGUGAGGGGUCUGAGCUUUAUGAUAGUUCAUGUUUCCCAUAGGGUACCUAAAACUGAAUAGAUAAGUUUAAGAAAGCUCACCAGGUGGAGGAAGAAAUUGAUCUUGAACAGAGCAGAUAAAGGAUAAUAUGAUUAUGAUGAUGAUGUGAGACAAAUGCUGCAGUAAAAACAUCUUUCUCAUACAUUUUCCUUUUUUAAUAUGAAAAUACUAAAUAUUC